Molecule: messenger RNA, 2165 nt
Organism: Salarias fasciatus (jewelled blenny)
Lineage: Eukaryota; Metazoa; Chordata; Actinopteri; Blenniiformes; Blenniidae
Gene: glra2
Product: glycine receptor, alpha 2
Exons: 9
Coding region: 505-1872 (455 amino acids)
Biological process (GO): monoatomic ion transmembrane transport
Cellular component (GO): plasma membrane
Molecular function (GO): transmembrane signaling receptor activity; glycine binding; transmitter-gated monoatomic ion channel activity
Source: RefSeq, a predicted model, not a curated record
GUUUACUGGACUUAUUGAAAACCCUCUCACGUCCACCACUUUUAAGCCUCGCGCUUGCGCGUAACGGAGCCGGGAGCUGUCCAAGUGCUGAAAUGAGAAAAGGCGUUCCUCUCCCAUUCCUUGACGGCCCCCCACCUGAGAGAGACUCAUAAGUAACAACACGGGCCAGCGGGUUGGUCUUCGCACAGCGAGCUCUCACGUCCGUCAGCCGGCACCGGAGCAGAGAGUCCAGCCGACGACGCGUCCCGGAGUUUCAUCCUCUCGACGUCUGCUCGCCGAACUGAUGCUUCUUCACACCUCCGCUGCGCGAGACCUGCUUGUGGGAGUCAGAGUUUCAUGAAACUCAACUAUGAUCCGUGGCUGCGUUGAGGAAUGUCUCCUGUGUUUUUAUGUGACAAAAGAACACCCAGACGCCCACGACUUGCUCAGGAAGAGAGCGGCGCUCCUAUUUGGAUUAUGUCUUUGACCAAUGUCAACAUAUGGGAGAAAUAGAAAAGUGAGCACAUGGGGAAACCACCGGGAAUGAAUCGCUCCUUUAUCAAGGUUCUGGCAGCUUUGUUCACGUACUUCACGGAGACAAACAACUUCAGAGCUGUGGAUGCCAAGGAGCAUGACUCCAGAUCCUCCUCCAACCUGUCUCCAUCAGAUUUUCUGGACUCACUAAUGGGUCGUACCUCCGGGUAUGAUGCACGAAUUAGACCGAAUUUCAAAGGUCCCCCUGUAAACGUUACAUGCAAUAUUUUUAUCAACAGUUUCGGCUCUGUCACAGAGACAACCAUGGACUACAGAGUGAACAUCUUCCUACGGCAGAAGUGGAACGACCCUCGGCUGGCGUACAGCAAAUACCCCGACUCCUCGCUGGACCUGGACCCCUCCAUGCUGGACUCCAUAUGGAAGCCCGAUCUCUUCUUUGCCAACGAGAAGGGAGCCAACUUCCACGACGUCACCACGGACAACAAGCUGCUGCGGAUCUUCAAGGACGGGACGGUCCUCUACAGUAUCAGGUUGACUCUCAUCCUGUCAUGUCCGAUGGAUCUGAAGAACUUUCCCAUGGACGUCCAGACCUGCACAAUGCAACUGGAAAGUUUCGGUUACACCAUGAAUGACUUGGUCUUCGAGUGGAUGGAGGUCGGCGCGGUGCAGGUGUCCGACGGUCUCACCCUGCCUCAGUUCAUCAUGAGGGAGGAGAAGGAGCUGGGAUACUGCACCAAGCACUACAACACCGGUAAAUUCACCUGCAUCGAGGUGAAAUUCCACCUGGAGCGCCAGAUGGGCUACUACCUGAUCCAGAUGUACAUCCCCUCCCUCCUCAUCGUCAUCCUCUCCUGGGUGUCCUUCUGGAUCAACAUGGACGCCGCUCCUGCCAGAGUGGCGCUGGGUAUCACCACCGUGCUCACCAUGACCACCCAGAGCUCGGGAUCCAGAGCUUCCCUUCCAAAGGUCUCUUACGUGAAAGCCAUUGAUAUCUGGAUGGCCGUGUGUCUGCUCUUUGUGUUUGCUGCACUGCUAGAAUAUGCCGGGGUUAAUUUUGUCUCCAGGCAACAGAAAGAGUUCCUCCGCCUGAGGCGAAGACAACGGAGGAAUCACAAGGACGACGAUAUGCAUGAAGGCCGCUUUAAUUUCGCUGGCUACAACAUGAGUCAGUGUCUGCCAACAAAGGACGGCUCGGCUGUGAAGAACGCUGCUCCAGCGUCGAACCCUCAGCCCGCCGUCCCCAAGGACACGGACACAAUGAAGAAGAAGUUUGUGGACAGAGCAAAGAGGAUAGACACGAUCUCCAGAGCGGCCUUCCCCCUGGCGUUCCUCAUCUUCAACGUCUUCUACUGGGUCACCUACAAGAUCAUCCGGCACGAGGACAUCCACAAAAAGUAAAGAGACUUCUACCUUCGACUUAUAUUUUUUCCAUUUCUCAGAUUGAGAAAUGCUCGGAAAGCACACAGCAGCGCGACGGGGAGCUGUGCAUUGAGAGACGCCGCGGGGGUAACGCCGGUGUUUUUUCAGGGAUACUGUACAGCGUUGACACAGUGACGCUCGUGUUCCGAUAACGUGAAGAGCUCUGAGGACGCGGACGCUUUUGUUUGUCUCUGUACUGCAGCGUAGGAUUUCCUGAAGGGAUCUAGAGCAGGGGUUUUCAAAGCGUGGGAGGAUGAAUCCCUCCGUUCUGA